CCUGCUCCGGGCCUGCACCGCCUCCUGCCCUCCUCCUCCCCCUCCUCCGACCUGGGGGUGCCUCUGCUGCUGCUCCCUCCUCGGCUUCCUCCUCCUGUGCCAUGUUUUGCCUUUGGCCCUUUCUGAAGCCCGUUUCCCCCCGGUGCCCCCAGCUCGGCUGAGGGGCCCAGCUGUGCCCUGCCGUGGGGCCGCUGGAGCCGGCCGGGACCGGCUGUGCCCGGCACGGGGCAGCCCCGGCCUCUCCUCACAGAGACCUCCCCUGCAGCCCCCACUGCCAGUGCCUGGGCACGGACACCCCGUACACCCAUCACAUUCCGGAGUUGUCCCAAGAUCCUGGCAGGAAUAGCAGGGAGCAUGCUCUGGAUUUACUGUCUUUCCAGAGGCCACUUUUCAUCUGUGAGACUAUUUUGCCGUCUAUGAAAAGUCCCAGUGGCCACACCAAUGGCAAGCUGGAUGCACAGAGAGAAGCACUGCCACUCUUCUGCAGACAGGGAAUCCAGGGAUAGUUGCCGAUCUAGUCAUACAACCAGGAGAGCAAUGACUAUAUCCAGAGGCAGCAGGAUGUAAAGCCAUCGGUAAUAACCUCUUAGUCCCAGCAAUCCAAGACUGCUGUAUUAGGAACAGAGGCUACAGAUUGGAUUUCUAGCAAGCUUCCCAUCACAACGAAAAGACAAGCUGAUGUGAAAGAGGAGACAUGUCCAUUAUGGGAAGGCGCCGUGUGCCCCAUCUCCUGGUUCUUCUCACAUUCAUGUUCAGCGGGGAAAGAAUUGAGGCACAAAGAGCAGGUUGCAAGAAUGUUCACUAUGACCUUGUCUUCAUCUUGGAUGCCUCCUCCAGCGUUGGAAAAGAAGAUUUUGAGAAAGUUCGGCAGUGGGUGUCUAAUCUGGUGGAAACUUUUGAGAUUGGCCCAGACAAAACUCGUGUAGGUGUGGUGCGAUACAGUGAUCGUCCAACCACGGAGUUUGACCUGGGAAAGUACAAAACCCGUGAGGAAAUCAAAGAGGCUGCACGAAAAAUUAAGUAUUACGGAGGUAAUACGAACACUGGAGAUGCUCUCAGGUACAUCAACACCUACAGUUUUUCCAAAGAAGCUGGUGGGAGACUUAGUGAUCGAACUGUUAAAAAAGUGGCUAUCCUUCUGACUGAUGGAAGGAGCCAGGAUUAUGUGUUGGAUCCAGCCACUGCAGCCCAUCAGGCUGGGAUUAGGAUCUUUGUUGUGGGUGUUGGCGAAGCCUUAAAAGAGGAACUAGAUGAGAUUGCUUCAGAACCCAAGUCUGCUCACGUGUUUCAUGUCUCUGAUUACAACGCCAUCGAUAAAAUUCGGGGGAAGCUGAGAAGACGUCUCUGUGAAAAUGUCCUGUGCCCAAACGUCCGUGUGGAAGGAGAUCGAUUCAAACACACCAAUGGGGGGACUGAUGAGAUUCCAGGAUUUGACCUGAUGGAUUCGUUCAGUGUGAAAGAGAUUUUUGGAAUGAAAGAAAACGGAAUUCAGAGUGCUUAUGUGCGACUUGGAAGCUUUCCUGUUGUUCAGCAAACUGAGGAUGUAUUUCCACAAGGUCUGCCUGAUGAAUACGCCUUUGUCACUACCUUCAAAUUCCGGAAGGCUUCCAAGAAAGAAGACUGGUAUAUUUGGCAGAUUAUUGACAAGUACGGCAUACCACAGGUCUCGAUCCGACUGGACGGAGAGAACAAAGCUGUGGAGUACAAUGCCAUCGGGCUCACCAAGGACGCCGUGAGAGUGGUCUUCCGAAACGCACGAGUCAGUGAUCUUUUUGACCGCAGCUGGCACAAAAUUGCCCUCAGCAUUCAGUCAAAGGCUGUCUCACUUUACAUAGACUGCAGGCUGGUGCAGAUGCUACCUAUUGAAGACAGAGAAAAUAUUGACAUUCAAGGAAAGACUGUGAUUGGCAAACGCUUGUACGAUAGCGUCCCCAUUGAUUUUGAUCUUCAGCGAAUGGUUAUUUACUGUGAUUCUCGGCAUGCUGAGCUGGAGACCUGCUGUGAUAUUCCCUCUGGACCAUGCCAGGUCACGGUCCUGACGGAAGCACCUCCCCUGGAAGUAAGGCCCACUGUUGGCAACGAGCAAGUUGGCCACCUCAAGACUGUCAACUGCUCCUGUCCUGCUGGACAAAAGGGGGAGAGAGGUCCAGUUGGCCCUGAAGGUCCUAAAGGUCAAAAGGGAGAAACUGGCACCCAAGGGCUUCCUGGACUCAGAGGAGAAAAAGGAGAGUCAGGCAGAGCCUAUGGCAGAGGAGAAAAAGGAGAAAAGGGUGAAGAAGGGCCCCCCGGCUUUCCUGGACUUAAAGGGGACAAAGGAGAAAAAGGGUCCCUGGGCUCACCUGGCCCCCCUGGGAAGGAUGGAGCAAAAGGAGAAGCUGGAGAGCCAGGACAGCCAGGAGCAUUUGGACUGCCUGGGCCAGCAGGUCCGAAGGGGUCCGAGGGAAAACAGGGUCCUCCAGGAAUUAAAGGCUACGUAGGGGCACCGGGUCUACAAGGAGAAAGAGGAGAAAAGGGAACACGAGGAGACAAGGGAGAGCAAGGCCUAGAUGGAUUCCCUGGAAAGCCAGGUGUGGAGGGGAGACAGGGCCCUGCUGGCAGCCCAGGCCCUCCAGGUGCCAGUGGGACCAAAGGAGAAAAGGGUGAACCAGGAGUUCCAGGACUGCCUGGCUCUUCGGUGCAUACAGAAGGCCUAAAAGGAGAGCAAGGAGAGCCUGGGCCACGAGGACCACAGGGCCAACCUGGACCUCCUGGACUGCCGGGAGAGGCUGGUCCGGAAGGCAAGCCUGGAGUCCCUGGUUUACCAGGUCAAAGGGGUAAAAAGGGAGAACCUGGAUUCCCAGGAAUCAAUGGUCUGAUCGGCCCUCAGGGACCGCCAGGGCCCCCAGGCAUUGCUGGACCCCCUGGACCACCUGGAGCACCCGGACUGCUGGGAGAGACUGGGGCUACUGGUAAAACCGGACCACCGGGACCCUCUGGGUUGCCUGGCAAAGAUGGAUUCAAUGGGCUUCCUGGGCUUCCAGGUCAAAAGGCAAAACAAGGGGAAAAGGGUGAAGAAGGCUUUCCUGGAAAAGCUGGCCCUAAGGGUGAACCAGGGAGCCGUGGCCAACCUGGUGAGCAGGGUGAAGCAGGUCUUCCUGGUCUUCAGGGUUUACCUGGAGUGAGAGGAGAAAAAGGAGACCGGGGAGAAAAAGGAAAAGAUGGUCUCCCAGGACUGAAAGGUGAAAGAGGAGAAAAGGGUGACAUCGGUUCCCCUGGACCACCAGGCUUACCUGGAACAACAGCCUUCUUCACCCCACACCCUAGGAUUCCUGGUGAACCUGGACCAAAAGGGGAAAAAGGAGAUCAAGGAACAAGCGGAGAACCUGGAUUACCUGGGGUCCCAGGUGAACAAGGUGUCCCAGGACCUGCAGGAGUACAGGGCACAAAGGGGCAGAAAGGAGCCCCAGGUGAAGCCGGAGCCCCUGGAGAGACUGGCGUGACUGGACCAGCAGGGCCCCCAGGUCCAAGAGGCUUGCCAGGAAAUGUGGGUGUGCCUGGAGACCCUGGACUACCAGGAAAGGAGGGAGCAAAGGGGGAAAAGGGUGAUCCUGGAAAAGAAGGAAAAGUCGGUUUACCUGGUCCAGCUGGUGAGCCAGGGCCUGCUGGCGAGCCGGGUUUGCCUGGUAAGGGUAAAGAUGGAGAACAGGGGCAAAGAGGCCCACCAGGCUUGCCAGGACCUUUUGGACAUAAGGGUGAGAGGGGAGCUCCUGGCCUCCCUGGACAGCCGGGAGACAGAGGCGUGCCAGGAAUCGGUCUGGCUGGACCCCCUGGCCCUGUGGGACCCCCAGGAGACAAAGGGUCAUUGGGUCUCCGCGGUGUUCCUGGUAUCCCUGGACCACAGGGGCCCCCUGGCCAGGAUGGUCUACCUGGAAAUCCAGGGGAAAGAGGACCUCCUGGAAAACCAGGUUCCUCGCCCCUGCUCUCUCCAGAGGACAUAAAUCUCUUAGUAAAGGACGUGUGCAGUGAAUGCCCUCCUGGCCCACCAGGACUGCCAGGCAUCCCAGGUUUCAAAGGUGAUAAAGGUCUCCGAGGACCACCAGGUAGAGAUGGCCAGGAUGGGAAAAUGGGGAAUGCUGGUCCCAGAGGUCCUGCAGGCCCACCUGGACUGGAUGGCCCAAAGGGUGCUAAGGGAGACCGUGGUAUGACCGGGGAUGCAGGAGAAAAAGGCGAACAGGGCCACCCUGGAAUACCUGGCUUCUCAGGGGCUCCUGGAAACCCUGGUCCACCUGGACCAGAUGGGGCACCGGGACCAAUAGGACCAGCAGGAAAUCCAGGAGACACAGGUAAAGAUGGCCCUCCAGGCCCACAGGGCCCACCAGGGUUGCCUGGACUUCCAGGCAUUGCUGGGAAUGACGGCAAAGAUGGCAAGCCGGGAUCUCUUGGGGAACCGGGAAAGCCUGGAGAACCAGGCCUCCCAGGCCAGGAGGGUGCCAGAGGCUUACCGGGUUUUAAAGGACAGAGAGGAGAUACAGGUCCCCCAGGCCCCCGGGGGGAGCCAGGUGCGACAGGUCCUGCUGGGCGUGAGGGGCCGCCAGGGAAGGAUGGUGAUACUGGUCCCAUAGGACCACAGGGCCCUCGAGGACUCAGAGGGCAGCCGGGCAAGAAUGGAGCGCCUGGAUCUGCAGGAGAACCUGGCCCGGCAGGUAACCCAGGUCCUAAAGGAAAUAAAGGAGAAAACGGCAGCCCAGGCCUCCCUGGCUUCAUAGGACCCCGAGGACCGCCGGGAGAACCAGGAGAGAAAGGUCCUCCCGGAAAAGAGGGUGCACCAGGGAAACCAGGUGAAAUUGGCCCCAAAGGAGAGAGGGGAGAACCUGGCAUCAAAGGCGAAAAAGGACCUCAAGGAGAAAAGGGCCCUCCAGGUGAUCCUGGGAUACCUGGUCAUAAAGGCCACCCAGGACUGAUGGGUCCCCAUGGGCCCCCAGGGGACACUGGUCAAAUUGGACCUCCGGGUCCUCCGGGACAGCCAGGAUUUCCAGGACCAAGGGGGGAAUCCCCAUCUCUAGAGACUUUGAGAAGGCUCAUCCAAGAGGAGUUAUCCAAGCAACUAGAUGCAAAGUUAGCCUAUAUCCUGGCUCAGAUACAGCCCACACAUAUAAAAGCAUCCCAUGGCAGGCCAGGACCUCCUGGUCCCCCUGGGAAGGAAGGACUCCCAGGAAGAACUGGCCCCCCAGGAGAGCCUGGCCGGCCUGGACAGACUGGGUCUGAAGGGCCACCUGGACCAAUCGGCCCCAAAGGAGAAAGAGGAGCAAAGGGUGAGAAAGGAGAGACUGGCAUUGGCCAACGAGGGGAAAUAGGUCCUCCAGGAAUUCCAGGCCUCCCAGGGGAGCCUGGCUAUGCCAAAGAUGGGAUGCCAGGACCGCCCGGCCCUCAAGGCGAAGCUGGUGUGCCUGGUCUCAUAGGUCCACAGGGACCUCCGGGAGUCAAUGGACAGUGUGACCCCACUCAGUGCGCUUACUAUGCAAGCCUGGCUGCCAGACCCGCCAACGUCAAAGGGCCAUAGCGUGCAGGGAGUAUCCCCAGACUUGUUUUUAAAACUUGAAUUCAUCGCGCCUGCCAAGAGCUCUCAGAUACCUUCAACUGUGUUUCUUCUGUGGGAGGCCUUCUAAAGACAACAAAUGCUGCCGGUCGGUCAGAUUAUUUUUAUGAAUUAUCAUUAUUAUUAUUGUUAUCUUUGAUGUGAUAUGUGAAUUUGGUUUUGUUUUCUCUAACAUCAGGUCAUAUUACAACAUUAAAAAUAAGUGGUUUUUCCUCUUUUGAAAAGCAUACAGUAGCAAUGCAUCAUGUAGCUUUUUAUACAAAACCAUUCCAAUGCCAAAAUUUUUGUCUGUUAUCUGGUUAAUUCUUUCCAAAGCUUUACCCCUCACCCUUGAAACUGAAAUAAAAUCCUGCACUGUGCAGUCCAGGGCAUUAACUGUGAGACACAGGCUGAUCACAGGAUUGUUGGUGCUAUCUGCCAUCCACAUGGAGGGGAAGAAGGCAAAGCCAUGCCAAAGCUGGGGAAGAGGUCUCCAGUACAUUCAGCUCACAGUGGACAGACAGCUGUGAACAGCCAAUGUGUGUUUUCCCAUGAAUUCCCUAUUAAAUUGAAUGUUCUUCAGCCCAUAAGUGAAUCUAUAUCCUAUAGGAGCUACUUUUUAUGGGACCAUGUGGAAUCUCACAGUAAGGCCUGAAGAGACCGGAGAGGUGAUCUAAACUUCUUCAUUGCUCCAUGUGCAAGAACUUCAGUACCUGAAGGGUUUGGUCCUACCAGAUGGAGCUUAGCUUCCUUCUGUCAGGGACAUGCCUCUGCAAAAAACAGUGACAUUGUCCUCCAUCAGCUCAGGGAUGCCAAAUUCCCUUUUCGCUGUCAACACACACAGAGCUGCCUACUACUGCUUCACCCAAAAAUCAGCCACAGCAGCACAGAGAAUCACCUGGCAUUAAAAAUCUCAGGAACCCAAGUCUGACCCAACUUCACUGUUUUGGAUGAUCCACUGUGAUUAUAACUUGGCAGGGUCGUGUUUUAGAGGGUAGGUCAGAAGUUGCAGGCUGGUCUAGGAGAAGGUUGAACUCUGAUGAAAGGGUCAGAACAAAAUGUUCUUCAGAAACCCAGAGGAAAUUUUGUUUGAGGGAGAAAGCAAAAAAGUCAGACACUCUCCCUUUUCCCCUAUCAGCUAAUUGCCAAAAUCAACUUGAGAAUGCAAAGUGAAAAUAAAGAGGGAAUGGAGUCUGAAAAAACAUUCACAAUAGGCCAUUUGUGAGUUUAACCCUCUGACCAAGACAAUCCCACCCACAAAGGUGCGGAUCUGAGAGGUGAUCAGCCUCAGACAUAUGUGCCAGCCAGCAAAGCAGCUGCGUUUUCAAAACUCCUCUGCACAAAGCGGUUUGUAUUAAGAGAUCGGAGUAAUGAACCUGACAUGGGCACUAAGUGCUGAAUGUGUUUGGAAAUCUCAUCGGGUCUUUUGGAAAAGAGGCACCCUGCCCUGGCACGUUCACCAUAGCGCAUGGUGCUUCCAAGCUGGCCAAGCUGAGCAUAAGCCACAGCCGUCUAUAACCACCCCAGAAUCAUACCCCACUGCUAGUGCUCAGAGAUAGUGAUUUCCCAGCCUUGGAGUCUUUUUCUCAUCCUGUAGCAGAUACAAUUUGCCUCUGCUUUACUGGAAAUGAAAUUAAAUAUCAUGUUCACAUGUCAGGGUUAAACAAAAUCUUUACUGUGUAGCUCUCAGUGGUGCUAUUUUUGCUGUUUCCUAUGCAAAUAAACUCUUUGAUUUGA
Phalacrocorax carbo (great cormorant) is the source of this 7291-nucleotide messenger RNA. The record is from RefSeq and is a predicted model, not a curated record. NCBI's taxonomy places the organism in Eukaryota, Metazoa, Chordata, Aves, Suliformes, Phalacrocoracidae.